This is a messenger RNA of Diuraphis noxia (Russian wheat aphid), 1026 nucleotides long. It is a transcript of the gene nmo, whose product is annotated as serine/threonine-protein kinase nemo. Gene Ontology annotation, molecular function: ATP binding; MAP kinase activity. Gene Ontology annotation, biological process: protein phosphorylation. The record is from RefSeq and is a predicted model, not a curated record. NCBI's taxonomy places the organism in Eukaryota, Metazoa, Arthropoda, Insecta, Hemiptera, Aphididae.
CCAAGCCGCUGCAGCUGCUGUAUAAUACUCGUCAUAGUGUGUGAGCGCGCCUGAUUCUCCCUUUUCUCAAUCAGUAAUAGUCAUUCUGAAUUCUGAUAAUCUGAUUCAGUGUCGGUCGAACGACUUGGUAAACGGUCGCGUGUCGUUUUGUGUCGCUGGUSUUGGGUAGUGUGCGCUCGAACACGGUUAUAUUAAUAAUAUUGUCCCAUUCUCUUGUGUUAUUGCUAAUCGUUAUUUACCAUCAUCGUCUACGUUGUUGUUGUAAUUAUUAUACUUUUUGUUUUACGCCUGUCGACCUUUACCACGCGCAUGAGUGUUCCUUGACUAAAAUAAUAAUUAUUCUUUGAUUAUAAUACAUUUACUAUUCCGUUCUCGUUGAUCUUAUGCUAGGUAUUUAAAACGUGUACAAUAAUUAAUAACAUUGAACGAGAUUUGCGCAGCCAACCGUGUCGGUGUAUCCGCAGACUUUCUGAUCGUCCUCKUCGUCUUCGAUUAUCUCUCACCGUAAAUGAGAACGAAACCCGCCGUACGCCGAAAUUCGUGGACUAACCGUCAUUGACGUUCUGUUAUGGCUGUGGUCGGCCCGAGCCGACACUCCAGGGUGUCAAUGUCGCUGAUGCAGGGCUCGACGAACGGUCCAGUCGGCAACCACCAGCAGGCCAGCGCCUCGCAACAGUUUUUCCACGCUCAGCAGCAAUCUCACCAUGCCGCACAAUCAGCCACCACACAUCCGGUGGAUUAUAAACCUGACAGGCCGAUUGGAUAUGGCGCAUUCGGAGUCGUUUGGGCUGUAACAGAUCCACGAGACGGGCGAAGAGUUGCGUUGAAAAAGCUUCCAAAUGUUUUUCAAUCACUAGUCUCCUCGAAACGAGUUUUUAGAGAAUUAAAAAUGUUAUGUAAUUUCAAGCACGAAAAUGUAUUAUCCGCCCUUGACAUUCUGCAACCGCCUCAUUUGGAUUUCUUUCAAGAAAUGUAUCCUUUUUAAUUUUUAUCAUGUUAUAAUCGACCACAGGUAGGCCAUGCCAU